This is a messenger RNA of Electrophorus electricus (electric eel), 8048 nucleotides long. RefSeq names its product centrosomal protein 290 (gene cep290). Gene Ontology annotation, cellular component: centriolar satellite; ciliary transition zone. NCBI's taxonomy places the organism in Eukaryota, Metazoa, Chordata, Actinopteri, Gymnotiformes, Gymnotidae. Gene Ontology annotation, biological process: non-motile cilium assembly; kidney development; camera-type eye development. The record is from RefSeq and is a predicted model, not a curated record.
GUUAAAACUCAGCAAGAUGCCUGCUAGUACAGACUGGAUAUUAUUGAUGGAGGUUGAUCCUGAGGUUUUGGGACAAGAAGAAGAAAACAUCAGUAAUAUGUUUUUGCAGAUCAACCCCCAAGAGCUGAAGGAGAAUGAAACAGAGAAAAUGAUUCAACUGUUGAGAAUCUCGCAGACCUUAUUAAAGAUGAAGAUGCAGGAAAUAUCCUGUGCCUAUGAAGUUGUCGACAAUGCUGGCACUGAGCAAGCGAAAAUUGAAUCAGAAUUCAAAGAAAAGAUACGGCAAUUGGAAAAUGACCUCAAGAUGGCACAGCGCUCGAUGGGGGGAAGAGACACCCGCUUCCUCCGGGAUGAAAUCCGCCAGCUGGAGAGUCACUUGGAGCGCAAAGAGAAGGAGCUGGUCCAGCUGGAGAAGGAAAUGAGCAAAGAGAGGAAAACAAAUGAGGAGUUGUGUCUGCGGGCAGAGGAGGCUGAAGAGGACAACAGAAAGCUGAGAAGAGAGACUGAGCAGCUCCAACAAGAUGUGGAGUUCUACAGAAAGGAACUGGAGCAAAAAGAUGCUCUCCAGACCAGAGAGGAGAGCAACGAUAUGCAAAAAAAAAUCAACAGAUCCAACCAGCAGGCCUACCAUUACAUGGAGUGCCUGCAGAAUUCGGAGGACAUGAAUGCCAUCCUGAAGAGUGAAAACCAGCACCUGCAGAAGAAUUUGGAGGAAUCAGUCAAGGAGAUGGAGAAGAUGACAGAGGAAUAUAACAAGAUGAAAAUUGUAGUCCAGCAGACAGAUGGUAUCAUGGAUCAGCUGAGGAAAGAGAGGGAUCAGGCCAAUCUGCAGGUGAGGGAGCUAACAGAGCAGAUCCAAGCUCGGGCUGAGGAGGACGAUCCUGUGAUGGCUGCAGUCAGUGCUAAAGUGGAAGAGUGGAAGAGUGUAUUAUCAGGGAAAGAUGCAGAAAUCCUUGAGUACCAGCAGAUGAUUCAUGAGCUGCGAGAAAAGCUGAGAACUGCCCAGACCGAUUCAGACAAAAGCAACAUCCUUAUCCUGCAGCAGGCUGUACAGGACAGAGACCAUCAGAUCAAGCUGCUGUCUGAACGAGUGGAGCAGUACACUGGUGAAAUGGAGAGGAAUGCUUCGCUCAUAGAGGAGCUGAAGAAGCCAAUAAAAAAAGACAAGGGGCUCGGCUCCACUCUGCAGCAGCGGAAGCUGGAAGAACUGAAUAGCCGGCUGCAGGCAGCAGAGCGGCGGGCCAAGCAGGCGGAGCGGGCGGCCCUCCUCGCCGAGACGGACGCCCGCGACAAGGACAAGGAGCUGAGUGAGAGCCUCAGCCGCAUCCGUCUCUACGAGUCGGGCACGGCUGGGCUGGAGGCUGCCAUAGCUGAGAUCAAAGACUGCAAAAACCAGCUCAGGAUGCGGGACCGGGAGAUAGAGGCCAUGACCAGGGAGAUAAACCAACUGGAGCUGAAGAUCAACGACCUCCUGGAUGAAAACGAAGAGCUGAGAGAGCGCCUGGGGCUAAAUGCAAAAGAAGAAGUGGAUUUGACCGAGUUCCGGAGAUCAAAGGCAUUAAAACAGAGGCAGUACAGAGCGGAGAAUCAGGUCCUGCUGAAGGAGAUUGAACGUCUCGAGGAGGAGAGGUUGGAGCUGAAGCAGCGUAUCCGUAGCCUGGUAAAGGACAAAGGUGUCACAGUGGUCAGUAGUUCACUGCUUGAUGACAGUGCUGAGGAAGGAACUAGUAUGUCCAUUGGGGAGAGACCCAUCCUCCAGUCUGCUCAUGAGGAAGUCAAAUGGAAGAAUGACUUCCUGCAGAAAGAAAUGAAGAGCAAAGACAAAGAGUUGGAGCUGAAGAUAGCAGAAUCCUCCCAGUUCAAGGCCAAACUGAACGAGAUGAUGAAGGAGAACAAGCAGCUGGAGCAGGGCAUGAAGGAGAUCCAUCAGGCCAUCCAGGAGGCACAGGACACAGUUCACUCUCCCACCGCCCUCAGCAUCCCCAGCCUGGAGCGACUCGUCAGCGUCCUGGAGAUUAAGUACUCCAAUGGGAAAUCUGAUCUAAGUGCCCAUCUGAGGGCACAGCUGGAUCAGCUGACCGGUCGGAAUGAGGAACUGCGACAGGAGAUGAAGACAGCCAGAGAGGAAGCAGCCAUCUCACUCGCUCACCUGGCGAAAGCCCAGGACAAGAUUGUGCGUUUGGAGGGUGAGGUUGAGGCGGCGAAGCUGUCAGCUGGCACAGCCAUUCUCCCCAAGACUCUCCCAUUACCUGAGGAAAUGGCGCCACCAAGUGUGCAGAUCGUCAACUCUCUCAACGAGUACAUGAUCCACCUGUUACAGGAGAUGAAAAAUAAAGAAGAGAGUGUCAAGCAGCUCGAUGUGGCUUUGGAGGAGUACAAAAGGAAGUUUGCCAUUUUACGCCAUCAACAGGGGCUACUAUAUAAAGAGUAUCAAAGUGAGAAGGAGUCUUGGGAGAAGGAGAGAGACUUGUUUGCCGAGAUGAAGGCCAAAAUGGAGGAACAGAAGGAUUUGGAUGCAGUUAAGAUCACAGAGCAUAAUCGCUGGCUGGAGGCUAUGCAGCAGGACCCGGCUGAGAUCCGCAGACAGGUGUCCGAAGCUGCCCGAAAGAUGACCGUGCUCAGAGUGAACGAGAAGACCCUGAGCCGUCGUUACACUACUCUGAUGGAGCAGGAGCAGCAUCUGAGGAAGGAAAACAAUAGGCUGAAGGGCGACUUCACCCAAAUGGAGGUUGCAGUCACAGAGAGAGUUGGCUACCUCCAGAGGUUCAAGGAGAUGGCUGUGUUCAAAAUGGCAGUACUUCAGAAAUCUCUGGAUGACAGUGUUCCAUUGUCAGAGCUGGAAAGGGCAAACAAGCAAUAUAAUGUGCUUACAGUCAAAUACAGAGACCUCCUUCAAAAAGACAAUCGCCUUGUUCAGAGGACCACCAUGCUGGAACAUCUGGAGAGUGAGAACAUUUCCCUCCGUGAGCACAUUAGCUCUGUCACCAAAGAGCUUGAGAUCACAAAAGAGAAGCUGCACACUCUAGAACAAGCUUGGGAAAAUAACACCACUGGUGGAGACAGCAGCAUGGACAAAGCAGCGAAGGCUCUGGCCAACAGCGAGCUUGUGGCGGUGUCCAAGCGCAUCACCACACUGGAGAUGAAAGAGCUGAAUGAAAGACAGCGAGCCGAGCACGCGCAGAAAAUGUAUGAGCACGUGAGGAGCUCCCUCACACAGAUGGAGGAGCGCAACUCUGAGCUGGAGGACAAGUUUGCCCAGAUGGCAAAACAGAAUCUGGAGGCCCAGCGUGUUGAGCGGGAACUUCGAGACGAGCUCGCUGACAGCGUUAGUAAAGAAGUCAGUGAUGCAGACCGGCGACGCAUUGCAGAGCUGGAGAGAAGCGAGGCGCAGCUCAGGACUGAAGUGUCCAAGUUGCGGGAGGUUUCAGACGUGGCCAAAAUGCAGGUUUCUGCACUGGAAGCCAGGCAGAAGUCUCGAGAGAAGGAGGUGGAGAGUCUCAGGAGACAGGUGCUUGACUAUCAGGCUCAGUCCGAUGAGAAGGCCCUCAUUGCCAAGCUCCACCAGCACAUCGUGGCCCUGCAGCUGAGCGAGACAGCUGCCGUGGGCAGGCUGGAGGCCUCAGCCGCCCACCUGCGCGUGCUGGAGGCCCAGAAGCUGCGGGCGGAGCAGCAGCUGGACGCCCAGCGGCAGGCUCUGUGGCAGACCCGGCAGGAGGGUCGCCAGCGCGCUCGCCAUCUACGCCAUGCCCUGCAGGCACUCCGCAGGCAAUUCUCCGGGGCUCUGCCCCUCGCCCAGCAGGAGAGGUUCUCUAGCACCAUGCUGCAGCUGCAAGCGGACAGGCUGAGGGCCUGCAAGGAGGCACGUGGGGCCCAGGAGGAGCGUAGGACAGCAGAGGGGAGGGCCCAGGAGCUGGAGCUCCAGCUCAAGGGUCUUGAGGAGCUCAUGGCCACGUUGAAAGAUGCUAAAGGAGCACAGAAGGUGAGUGAGUGGCAUAAGAAACUUGAGGAGACUCGUCUGCAAGAGUUGAGAAAGAACCGUGAGCUGGUGGCCCAGCGAGAGGAGAUCCGGUACCUGAAGAACAUGGUUGCUGAGCAGGAGCACACCGUCAGCACUCUGGAGGAGGAGCUGGUGCAGCAGAACAACAUGCUGGAGGAGCAACAGUUGUCCUGGGAUCAGAGGGAGGUGGAGCUAGAGCGGCAGCUGGAAGCCUAUGAGAAGCAGCAGAACCAAAUUAUUGGCUCUGCCCAGAAGUUUGAAGAAGCAACAGCUUCACUGCCAGACCCAAGCCAACCUUUAGCCCACCAGCUGGACCAUGCUCUAAGUAAAAUUAAGGAACAUGUUCGCACCAUCCUGGGCACACAAGCCACCUGCAAAACUCUGGAGGAGAAGCUGAAAGAAAAGGAGGCAGCACUGUGGCAGGCAGAGCAGAACGUGCUGUCACGGGACCGUGUCAUCAACGAGCUGAGACUCCGCCUCCCAGCCGCCGCCGAGAGGGAGAGGCUUCUCGCAGACCUCAGCAAGCAGGACGAAUUGGACAGCCAGCCAGCGCUGAGGGUUGCCCACCAGUCGAUCAGCAACCUGCAGAGCCGACUGGACCAGAAAGAGGGGGUCCUCAAGAAGUACCAGAACCUUCUAGCCAAGGCCAGACAGGAGCAAGAGCAAACAGCCAAAAGGCAUGAGGAGGAACUGAAAAGCCUGCACCAGAAGCUGGACCUGCACACAGACAUGUCUCUAAAGAGCUUCAGACAGACAGCUCUGGACCUAAUGAAGAAACCCACCAUCUCCGUGCCAACCACAAAGCAGCUGGCACGUCUAGCUGAAAUGGAGCAGACGGUGGCGGAGCAGGACACAUCCCUUUCAUCUUUGACACUCAAGCUGAAAGAGCUGACUGCUGAGCUGGACAAAGAGAGACAGCUCACAGCUUCACAGGCCCAAGAGCACAUGGCACAAAUGGCCAAGCUGGAGAACAGACAUGCUUCUCAGAUGAAGACUGUCUCUCGGGAGGCAGAAGAGCUGAGAGCCCAGGUGUCCCGGAUGGAGAAAGAGUUGCAGUACCUGCACACCGAGCUGGAGGUGCAGAAAGAAGCUAACAUGCGCUCGCCAAGUAACACCAUGAAGAACCUUGUUGAGCGGCUAAAGGCCCAACUGGCCCUCAAGGAGAAGCAGCAGAAGGCUCUCAGCAAAGCUCUGUUGGACCUUCGGGCCGAGAUGACAUCCCACGCUGAGCAGCAGAUCAUUGCAAAUGCAGCCCAGAAGGAGGAGUCUCUCAACAUUCAGCAGAUCGUGGACAAGCAAACCAAAGAGCUCAUGAGCCGUGUGAAGGAACAGAGCGAGGAGCUGCACAGCAUGAAGGAGACCAUGCGAGCAGGGAAAGCUCGAGAGAGCUCCCUGAAGGAGGAGCUGGAGAGCCUCAGCAAGGAGCUGCAGAGGAGCCAGAAGAGCCAGAGCAGACUGCAGAAAGAGAGAGAAGCUCUGGAAGAACAGCUGGACGAGCUCAAGCAGAAAGUGAAGAGGCUCAGCAGUGGUUUUCAGGGUCAAACUGAAAGUGAGGUUAAGGGCCCCUCCAUAGAGAUUCUACAGAAGAAGAUACGCAGGUUGGAGACAGAGCUUGACAAGAAGAGUGUGCCAGAACCUGUUGAGAAAAAGACCACAGUAAAGGAUGAAAAGUCCCACAGAGAAGAGCUGGUGAGGUGGGAGGAGGGUAAGAAGUGGCAAGCCAAAAUGGAGAAAGUCCGGAACAUUCUGAAAGAGAAGGAAAAAGAAACAGACUCCCUCUCCAAACAGCUAGCCACUUUAAAAGAGCUCUACGGAAGACUGGAGCAAGAGAAAGUGGCCCUGCAAAAGAAGUUAAAAAGUCGUGGUGUAACAGCAGAUCAGGUUGUAGGUACACGAACCCUUGAGGCCGAAAAAGAGGUUGAGGAACUGAAGAAAAUAAAUUUUGAACUGGAACAGCAGAUGGAGAUAAUUAAACAGCAACAAGCUUUACCUCGAGAUGCCGCAAUGGAAGACAUGAACCUCAGGAACCUCUAUCUGGAGGAGAAGCUUCACUCUCUGGAGAGUCAGCUGGCAAGAGAGUCCUCAUCAAGGCCAUCUACAUCUGGCAGGGGUUCUGGUUCACCAUCACAGAGAAAACAUGAGCUGCAGAAAGAAAACCUCAAGCUAUCCACUGAGAACCUGGAGCUUCACUUUCAGCUAGAGCAAGCCAACAAAGACCUGCCACGUCUAAAGGCUCAGGUGUCUGACCUCAAAGAGAUGUGUGAUGUGCUUAAAAACGAAAAGACAGAGGUGGAAAAGAAGCUGGGUCAUGUCCGUGGAUCCGGACGAAGUGGAAAGACAGUUCCUGAGCUGGAGAAGACUAUUGUGCUUAUGAAGAGAGUAGUGGAGAAGGUGCAAAGAGAGAACGAGAGUCUGAGAAAGAACUCGGCCACCAACACUCAAGAGCAGCUUACCACUCUGGAGAAGGAACAUGAAAAACUCAAGGCUGAGUGUGACAGGAUGAAGGAGAAAAUGGAGAUUCAGCUGGCAUCAAAGCUUGAAUCAAAAACUAAAGGAAUGGAGAAAAUUGUAAUUGAAAAUGAACGAUUGCGCAAGGAGAUUAAAAAGGAAUUUGAGACUACAGAGAAACUGAAGGUAGAAAAGGCUAGUCUGGAGGUAAAAAAUGAGAACUUGAGGAUGGAGCUUGAGGAGACUAAAGAGAAGUUUCUAAUGGUGCAGUCCAAGGGGCCAUCCAUGGAGGGGGCAGACAGUAAGAGCUGGAAAUCUAUGGUUGUAACAAGGUUAUUUGAAAAUAAAAUAAAGAUGCUUGAGAGUGAAAAUGCCAAGAAAGACACACAACUCUCACAGCUCAAAACCCAGCUGACCGAGGCCCAUGAGGAAGAGCAGAAAAUGCAGCGCAUCAUCGACCAGCUGAAGGAACAAGUGGAACUCAUGAAUAUCCCCAUUGAAGCAACCACAGAUGAGGGACUUGCUAAGGAGUUUCAGACCAUUAGACUUGCGAACCAUCAACUGGAAAAAGAGAAGGCCCAUCUUUUACAUCAGAUCCAGAAAUAUGAAGAGCAGUAUGGAACCAGCUUGGAUGGACCAGCAUAUAAAGACCUUCAGACAAAAUUAGAGGCAGUCAAUGCUGAAAAGUGUCAGCUGCAGGAAGAAGUGACUAAAAUGAGCAAAGAGCUGGCGAACUUUGACCCAGCAUUCUUUGAGGAGCUUGAAGAUCUGAAGUUCAAUUAUAAUGUGGAGGUAAAGAAAAACAUAAUUCUGGAGGAACAGCUGAAAAAACUUUCAGAGCAAUUUGGAGUACCAGUGGACAUCCCAACACAUGGGUCGUUUAGCUAAUGCAGAACAUGUGUGACUUUGCAAUGUACAUCUGUUAAAACUUGGUACACAGACGUUAUGGGAGAUGGAUGACGUAAUGUUUUUACAGUCAAUUUAUUUUUGUGAUAUAUUUAUGUACAUUGUAAAUUCUUUUUUUUUAAACUAGAAAGAUGCAUGUUUUUCUGUGAUGGUUAGUUGUGGCCUUAUUAAUUUGCUUUAGUAUAUGUUGAUUUAGAAUUAAUAGGUUUGUUGCAUGUGUAGUACUGUAACCAUCAUUGCCUCAGUCAGACUGAAUAGAGCUACAUGUUUUGGUUGUCAACUUCCCACUGUUAAAUUAAUAACUAUUACUUCAAACUGUUAAAACUAUUUUAUUACAUCAGUUUACAUGGGGGUAGAUGACUCAGUUCAUUUAUGUAUUUCGUUUAAAUAGUAUCAUCACCACACCUAAUGUUCAUCAAAUACUUUAUUUUUUUGACAUCCCAAUGAGUUCCAUGUGUUUGCUUUAUCAGUGCUGAUGGAAACGCUGACAAUUUCUACCAUUUUCCCCUCUUAAAAUUGAGAGUGAAUGAAUCCACAGUUUUAGGUUAGGCACUUGAUGGCUAUGCAGAGAUAUCAUUAAUUGCCUUUAAAUAUGUUUUGUGAAGAAUUGCAAUAGACAACUUUCAGAUCUUGGUAACAUUUAAGGGUUGGCAGAGAUGAACCAAUGUAAAUUAAAAAUGAACCAUUGAAGUAGGAA